GUCACCAAUGUGCAUACGGGUUUCAAGGAUACCACUGCUCCGGGCUUUCAACACAAUCUCCUGUUGUAAUUCCGUAUAGUUACUCUGCAGCUAAUGGGACAGGACUACACCGAAGACAUGCCAGAUACCCCAGGAUCCUGAGCUCCUCAUCCUGCGGGGGACAGUUGUGCCUGGGGAUUAUCUCAGGAUCAUGGAAGUCUCAUUUCUGACUCUGACCAUCAGCCUCGUCUUACUUGUCCUCUUCAUCACCUCAUUAUGGCAGAAGAAAAAGAAGUACCAAUUCCUGCCCCCAGGACCGACCCCCUGGCCUCUGCUGGGGAACCCUGUCUAUAUGAUGAGAAGAAAAGGAGCCACAUAUUACCCAGAGCUUCAUAGGAAAUACGGCCCGGUAUUCACCAUUUGGAAACUGACGGAACCGGUUGUGGUUCUCUGUGGAUAUGAGGUGGUGAAAGACGCCCUGAUUACUCAUGGCGAGCAGUUUAGUGGGCGCCCAUAUACACCCGUAGCACAUAUACAAAAUAAAGGAUUUGCUUUAUCCAGUGACAUUGGCGAUCUAUGGCGCUACCUUCGGCGCAGCACCUUGAUGUUACUGAGGAAUUGUGGUAUGGGAAAGAACGUGCUGCAAGAUAAAGUUCUACAAGAGGCUGAACACCUGAUAAAGGCUAUAAAUGAAACAGGAGGGAAGCCAUUUAAUGCCUUCUGCUUCCUGGCGUUUGCUACGUCUAAUGUCAUCAGUAUGAUUUUGUUGGGGAAGCGCCAUGAUUACCAGGACAAGCAGCUGAUGGAACUUAUUUCAUACAUUAGGCUGCACAUAAACAACUUCCAGUCCAUCAGUCAACAGCUGUGCAACAUAUUCCCCUUUCUCCUCCGUAUCCCAGCCGUCAGCAGAUACAUCUUCAAAUCAAACUCCUAUCUUCACUCCCUUCUCCAAAAGGAGAUUGAUCGCCACAAGCAAACGCUGGACAGCAGCUCUCCCCAGGAUUUUAUUGAUCACUUCUUACUGAAGAUUAAAGAGGAGGCUUCAGACACAAAUGACUAUUUAAGUGACAAUGGGCUCCUCACGACAAUUACCGGCCUAUUGGCAGCAGGGACUGACACUACCACCACCAGUCUGAAGUUCAGUCUAGUGGUUAUGGCUCAUUUCCCCGAUAUCCAGGCGAAAGUACAACAGGAAAUAGAUAAAGUUAUAGGGACACAGCGCCCUGUUGGGACAAAGGACAGAGCACAGAUGCCUUAUACCAAUGCUGUUAUCCAUGAAUCCCAGCGAUUACUAGAACUGGCAACUAUAGGAAUUGGUCAUGCUGUGACAGAGGAUACUCAUUUUCAUGGAUACAUCAUACCAAAGGGGACAGCAAUUAUCCCCUACUUCUCUUCAGUGAUGAAAGACCCAACCCAGUGGGAAACACCAGACGAGUUUAACCCAAAGCAUUUUCUUGAUGAUAAAGGACAGUUUUGCACAAAACCGGCAUUCAUGGCAUUUUCUGCAGGAAAGCGUGUGUGCCUCGGGGAGAACUUAGCUCGCAUGGAACUCUUUCUGUUCUUCUGCUCCUUACUCCAACGAUUCACAUUCAGCGUUGCUCCUGGGAACAAGACACAGAGCGCAAAAUCUCUGAGAGAUAACAAGUUAAUGCAUAUCGGAGUCUUGCAGAUUUGCGCUGUUCCACGAAACGCCAGUUCUAAUUGACAUUAUCCUGAAAUGAAGAUGAGAUCAAAACUUAAUAAAAACAAUACAGCUCAAAACGUUUUUGUUAACCAAUGUAUUUAGAGGUAGAAAGUAAAUACGUAUUCUUAUUUAGGUGCUGAACAAAAAAUGGGCCUGUUCCUAAGCUUACAUUCCUACUUUUCAAAUAAAGAUAGCCAAGAGUUUUUUUUUUCCCCCUCUCCCUCUUCCUCUCUUUACCCCUCUUUCAGCUUAUUUCCUCACCUUCUUCUAACCACACAACUCUUUUCUGAAAAAUAAGUUAAUCACAAUAAUAACACCAAUGGACUCUCAGGUACCAAGGAUCUUUCUCAUCAUUGUAUUGCACUUUUAUUUGAAAAAUGACUGUUAAAAUGUCAAGCUCUUUUGAAGAAACGCUGGCAAUGAACAGCUUUGGACUUUGAUGAAAAUAUGUCUAACCAAUAUAAUAUAUAUUGCCAGAUGUAACUUCUUUAUUUGUUAAUGAUAAUUACUUACAUUUGAUCAAUAAAGCUUGUUUUGGAA
Messenger RNA from Bombina bombina (fire-bellied toad), 2203 nucleotides. RefSeq names its product cytochrome P450 2C38-like. Gene Ontology annotation, molecular function: heme binding; iron ion binding; oxidoreductase activity, acting on paired donors, with incorporation or reduction of molecular oxygen, reduced flavin or flavoprotein as one donor, and incorporation of one atom of oxygen. Gene Ontology annotation, cellular component: cytoplasm; intracellular membrane-bounded organelle. The record is from RefSeq and is a predicted model, not a curated record. The transcript is spliced from 11 exons. The coding region runs from base 191 to 1684 and encodes 497 amino acids. Gene Ontology annotation, biological process: xenobiotic metabolic process. NCBI's taxonomy places the organism in Eukaryota, Metazoa, Chordata, Amphibia, Anura, Bombinatoridae.